GAUAAGUGUGGUGUUAUUAUUGUGAACCCUGGAUGAGGGCGCAGUUGUGAGUUUGAGUGACGGAGACGAGCGCCUUGUGUGGAGGGAGGAGAGCGCGCGAGAAACGGACACGGAUGGAGAUGGAGCGAUAGGAUGUUGAGGCGACAGACGUAUGACUGAACUUAAGCAAGCUGGUCCACCGUAUGUUGAAAAGAAUGCCAAUAUAGGUGUUGUGAAUGAAAGAAGAGGGCUUCUCGCUUGGAUGGACGUGUUUUGAGAGGUGUGGUGGAGGGAUGAAGGCGGUGUUGGCAUCCAGACGGCAGCGGCUCUUCUAUCGGCUCUUCAUAUGUGCAGUCGGGCUCAUCGCAGUCACCUGCUUCGCUCAAAUUCUUCAUGUAACAGCCCAUUCCAAAGAGGAUUCGGACUUGACCUGGGCCCGGCGUAAACUAACCCAGCAGAUCAUAGAGGAGAACCAGACAUCAAGUUCACCCAGAGCUGCUAUUCAUGAAUUUCCUGAGGACAUCUUCACUAAGGGACAGAGGAGGCAUGGGGCAAUUCUACUGCAUGUGUUUUGUACGGUUUACAUGUUUUAUGCCCUUGCUAUUGUCUGCGACGUCUACUUUGUCCCCUCUCUGGAAAAAAUUUGUGAGAAUCUGCACCUCAGUGAGGAUGUUGCAGGUGCCACUUUCAUGGCAGCAGGAAGCUCCGCCCCUGAGCUUUUCACUUCUUUGAUUGGUGUGUUCAUCACCAAGGGAGACCUGGGGUUGGGAACUAUUGUGGGAUCAGCGGUCUUCAACAUCCUGGUCAUCAUCGGAGUUUGUGGAAUAUUUGCUGGACAGACCAUCACUCUGACCUGGUGGCCGCUCUUCCGUGACUCUAUCUACUACAUACUUUCUGUGUUGGCCUUGAUUCUGAUCAUAUAUGAUGAAAAAGUAAUUUGGUGGGAGACUAUAAUGCUUAUAUCAAUGUAUGGAGUUUACAUCCUUAUCAUGAAGUUUAACAGUCAGAUUUGGGGCUGGGUGGAGCAGAGGUUUGGUAUUCCAGGUCAGCCGUGUUUGGUGAGCAGUCUGCGCAGAGAUGUGUCGGUAGGAGAGGCGAGCUCACACUGUGACACCUCCAUGAUCCUCUUGAAGAAAGGUCAGGAUGCGGGUGGCCAGGACUCCCCGGUGGUGAUGGUGGAUGAGAUGAUGAGUCUACACCCUCACCAGUUCUCUUUCUCAGAGGCAAGCCUCCGUGUCAUGAUCACGCCCCACUUCUCCCCCCGCACUCGCCUCAGCAUGGCCGGACGCAUGCUCAUCACCGAGAGGCAGAGACUGAUUAGAAACAGGAGCCCUGGAGACAGCAGUGGCAGCGGAGCAGGGGACACUCCUGGCCAAGAUGGUCCAGGCAUGGAGGGGGUUCCUUGGGGUCUGGAGAACGGAGGGGCCCUUGAGAGUGAAACACAACCCCUGGAGGAACCCAGACCGAGGGGCCAAGGAGGAGAGUUAAAACAAGUAGCAGACAUAGAGGACACACAACCUAAAGAUGAGGAGGAAGAAGAGGCAGAUGAAGAACAACACUUCAGACCUUUUACUGUGCCAGAGGGGCGCUGGGAGCAAGUGAAGUGGGCGCUGUCAUGGCCCUUAGGCUGCCUUCUGUACUACACUGUCCCCAACUGUGUUUUGCCCCGCUGGGAGCGCUGGUUCAUGGUAACCUUUGUGGCCUCUACACUCUGGAUUGCCGUGUUCUCCUACCUCAUGGUGUGGAUGGUCACCAUUAUCAGUUUCACACUGGACAUUCCAGAUGUUGUCAUGGGUAUUACAUUUCUAGCAGCAGGCACCAGUGUCCCAGACUGCAUGGCUAGUCUCAUAGUUGCCCGUCAAGGUAUGGGAGACAUGGCGGUGUCUAACUCGAUUGGCAGCAACAUCUUCGAUAUUCUACUGGGUCUCGGUUUCCCAUGGGCACUGCGGACUCUAGUGGUUGAUUAUGGGUCAACUGUCUUCAUUAACAGUAAGGGGCUGGUGUACUCGGUGAUUCUUCUCCUUGCUUCUGUUUUUCUCACUGUACUGAGCGUGCACCUGAACCACUGGAGGCUGGACCGGAGGCUCGGCCUCGGGCUUCUGUUUCUGUAUGCCAUCUUCCUGCUCUGCUCCAUCUGCUUUGAGAAACUCUAGAUCCCACUUUCCAUGUUUUGCUUAGCUGUAGGGUAGAUCUAGACCUAGAUAAUCAUAUUUUACCCCCAGUCACUGCCUUAUUAGUAGCGGUUAUUCCAGCCAUGGUUUGAGGCCAGAGUAGUGAACGUUACACUGUGAAGCGUGACUCUGCUUCGGUCGGUUCUACACACGGCUUUAAGCCAGUCACCCACUCACUACACAGUGCUGCCAAACUGAAGGAGACUGUCCUUCAUACUGUACCUCUGAAACAUUUCUUAGCACUCAGAGCUUCUUAAAGAGUUUUAAUUACAAGGUGUGAUGAAUUUAUACAACUGGUAUUAAAUGUUUACAGCAAACAGGAGACUUUCUCUAGGCUCGGCUUUUGCAUAUUUCUAUUCUGAAAUCUUAUAGUCACAAGCAAGCGUGAUAUGAAGAAAAAUAUGUCACUGCAAAAGUGUUAAUACUUAAAAGAAUUCUAUUAACUGUUGUUAAAUUCAAUUUAUUGCAUUACUUUGCCUUUUUUAUUUUUGACUUUAGGUCUGUAAAAGUUAGUGCUAAGGAUUUUCCUGUUUCAGUAUAAUUAAGAGCAGUUUGUUUGUUCCUUGAAAAAGAAAAUAUUCUGGUAUUUUGGAAGGCAUUUCUUGUAGUAUUACUGAUUAGCCAAAAACAUCCCCUGUCUUUGGUAAGUGUUUACGUUCCAAACAUAAAUAGUUUUAUAUAAAGUGUAACUUUAUAUAGAGGUGUCUGUUGCAGAUUUUGAUAUGUUGUAAUGAAAUUACUUUUGUGCUCUACUGCACUACUAUGAAUAUGAACAUGAGAAAAUAACAAUCAAUUAAAUCUUUAACAAUGUUUAGCCAUUAUUCACAAAGAACUGCUUUAUACACAGGCUUUGUCAUUUUAAAUGCACCAAAUGAAGAGUUUGGUAUCACAAUAUAGUUAUUAUUAUUAUUUUUUAUUUUUUUCAACCAUCGUAUAUUGCAUACUGUCUACAGGUCAGAUGAUGAAUUAUAAUGUGUAUAUAUAUAUAUAUAUAUAUAUAUAUAUAUAUAUAUAUAUAUAUAUAGAUAGAUAGAUAGAUAGAUAGAUAGAUAGAUAGAUAGAUAGAUAUAGAUAUAGAUAGACAGAUUAUGUUCAUAAUCAAAGGCUUCCACUGUUUGAGCAGAAAUUAUUUGGUUAAUUCUUGUACAGCAGUGUUUUAAUUGUUGUAAAGUUAUCUGUAAAGUUAUUUUAGACAUUUGACAUCUUAUUCUGUUUAUAAAUGCUUAAUUUUUUUGUUCUGUUGUAUAUUUAUUUUUUUUAAAGACGUAUUUAAGUAAGACCCACACUGAUUUUUUUUUUUUUUUUUUUUUUUUGUGGUUUGCAACUCUCUACUAAUGAGCAAAAUGUAAAUUAUUUAAUUUGUCUAGAAGAUUUUCAUCUUACCACUCGCAAUAAAGAGUGUUAAUUAAAUUGAUGUGAAAAAAUGAAUAGUAAAUGACAAGUUACAGCCGGAUUGAGUAAACUGAAUGUUUCAGUUGAACAACUUCCUGUUUGUUUUCGUUUUAGAAGUAACAAUGAAGCAGCUCAUUACCGUUUGUUACAGUUCUGUCUGUCUUCUUAAAGAUUGUUGAGUGCAAUAAAACAAGGUCUGUGCAAUACCCCAGA
Molecule: messenger RNA, 3755 nt
Organism: Carassius gibelio (silver crucian carp)
Lineage: Eukaryota; Metazoa; Chordata; Actinopteri; Cypriniformes; Cyprinidae
Product: sodium/potassium/calcium exchanger 3-like
Exons: 18
Coding region: 216-2132 (638 amino acids)
Biological process (GO): intracellular calcium ion homeostasis; calcium ion transmembrane transport
Cellular component (GO): membrane
Molecular function (GO): calcium, potassium:sodium antiporter activity; calcium channel activity
Source: RefSeq, a predicted model, not a curated record